AUGAGCAUGGGAGGGGCAGACAAUUUUCUCCUAGCUAUGGGUCCUAUCGGGGUUAUCACUAUUGUUGUGAACGCGAUUCGGAUAGGUGGCUGCAUUCUGCUUAAAUCUCUGAUUGGACGAUCAAGAACACAGGCAGUUGCGGAACAGGAGCUUCUAUCCUCGACCUCCUCUGAGGUUUGCGAAGUAUGGAACGGCCAGCACGUUUCACGGUUGAUCGGAGAACCUAGAGGAAUAUUGACCGUUGUUCUUGAAAGCGACGGCAAGAUGAUGACACUUCCGAAAGCCCUCGGAUUAGGCCAUAUUACAACCAAAGAUAACAGGAGCAAGAGUAAUCACUUCUUGCUUGACUGCGUGGCGCCUGGCCUUUUGUCUACCUUUGUGCUGAAUUAUGUGCUCAAGGUUUCACCGAGUAACGAUGGUGCAAAGAGUGGGGACGAUCAACACAACUACUCUCUCGAAGACAACGCAAGCCACGCCGCUCUAAACCUGCCCCCGAAUCUGACACUUAAUACUCGCUCUAAGCCUGCCAAUCCAUGCGAAAUAUGGUCAUGGGCAGGGCUUGGGCUUAUUCUUCAUACUUUCGCUGUUGUUUACCCUGGCAUAACAACAUACUAUUUCAAGUGGAACAAGGGCGAAACAGCUGUGGCUAGGUACAGCUAUCCGUGCUUUGCCGCGGGUACUGUAUCAUUGGCAAUAGGCGUCAUGUUAUGUGGCCACAUCAUCGAGAGUGCCACUCAGGAAACAAUAUAUUCUUCCUUAGUGACGGUGCCAGGAGAAAGGGCAUGA
Molecule: messenger RNA, 786 nt
Organism: Colletotrichum aenigma
Lineage: Eukaryota; Fungi; Ascomycota; Sordariomycetes; Glomerellales; Glomerellaceae
Exons: 2
Coding region: 1-786 (261 amino acids)
Source: RefSeq, a predicted model, not a curated record